AAGUUCGAACGUAUUUAUUUUCCCGUCGGUGAAGACGACAUCACAGACAGAGAAACGAAAAGAUGUCGUUCCUCCAGGUUGAGGUCAUCUCUCACACGAGAAAAGUGUGUUCUUUGUACAAGAGAGCUCUCAGAAACGUUGAGGCAUGGUAUGAUAGGAGGCCCAUGUACCGCUAUAGAGCUGUGCUGUUACGAGCAAGGUUUGAUGAAAACAGGGAUGUCAAAGACUUGAGAGUUGCUCAACAAUUGUUAGAGGAAGGAGAAAAAGAACUUUUUAGUCUUAUUCACUAUCAACCCAAAAAGUUUACUUUAUCACCGGGAGGCGUAGCGUUUGACCGUGAAGUUUUACCACCAGACUGGGUUCUGGAUUACUGGCAUCCAAUGGAAAAAGCUGCCUAUCCAGAAUACUUUGCACGUCGUGAACAACGUAAAAAGGAAUAUGUAGAAUGGUGGGAAAAAACUUAUGGCAAGCCAACAGAAGCUGCACAUUGAUGGCAAAUGUUUCAUUAAUGGUUUUGGAUAUUUUACUUUAUUUUGUAAAUAACCACCUAUUUAGAACACUUAUGUUUAAUGUAUAUGAAAAACUGCAAUCAUAUUCUGUAUGAGUUAUUUAAAAUAUAAUGGAAUUUAAAUUGA
Macrobrachium nipponense is the source of this 635-nucleotide messenger RNA. It is a transcript of the gene ND-B22, whose product is annotated as NADH dehydrogenase [ubiquinone] 1 beta subcomplex subunit 9-like. The transcript has 3 exons. Lineage: Eukaryota; Metazoa; Arthropoda; Malacostraca; Decapoda; Palaemonidae. Gene Ontology annotation, biological process: mitochondrial electron transport, NADH to ubiquinone. The record is from RefSeq and is a predicted model, not a curated record. Bases 63 to 491 code for a protein of 142 amino acids.